Oncorhynchus tshawytscha (Chinook salmon) is the source of this 2000-nucleotide messenger RNA. RefSeq names its product receptor-type tyrosine-protein phosphatase beta-like. Lineage: Eukaryota; Metazoa; Chordata; Actinopteri; Salmoniformes; Salmonidae. The transcript has 7 exons. Gene Ontology annotation, molecular function: protein binding. The coding region runs from base 488 to 1624 and encodes 378 amino acids. The record is from RefSeq and is a predicted model, not a curated record.
GCUGUUGUCCAGACUCAAGUGAAAGUUAGGGCUGUGAGAAAUACAGUAGGCUAUUUGAUUAGAACUUAGGCUACUUAUGAAUUUAUAGACAGUUUAUAGACAGAGGGCUGAAGUGGAUGCUUUGAUAUGGAAUACAUUUCCUGAGCACUCUGUCUACCUGACGCCAGGAAUGGUGUAGGAAAAGUAUUUAGCCUAGAGAUUUAUUUCAUUUAUUUAACCUUUAUUUAACUAGGCAAGUCAACCUAGAGUCAGCCUAGAGACUGAAAUGGACGAGAUGGUAGCAUGGGAAGAGACUGCGUCGUCGAAAGAGAUGCCAAGCUUUGUUAGGCGCGUACAACUACUGUAACGCCUCCAACAUGCCAUUGUGAUAUUCUGAAUAUAAUUAUACAUUGUUAUUUUAUGGACCGAUUAUGACAACCAAUGUUGAAAUACAUUUAAUAUUUCUUCUAUCAUUUAUUGACCUAACAUAUCUAAAUCAGCGUCCGCAAUGUUUAGAUGUUCGACUGUUAUUUUGAUACUUUGUUUACGGUGGAGUUGUGUCAAGGUCGAGACCACUGAGGCAGUAAAGUGUUCAUUUAACCUGACUGAAACCAGCGCCAAUACGGAUUCUAUUGCACUGGAAUUGAUAACAACAGGAGAAGCGUGUAACUUCACCGUGUUUUAUGAGCCUAGUCGGUCCGACAUAACGGAUUGUUAUCAACAUGGGGAGUACACUAACGUGUAUAUCUGCGAUAUAAGGGAUUUGGAACCAGGAACAUUACACCAAUUUGAAGUUAUAUCGAAGAAUGAUGGAGAGAGGGGCAACGUAUCAGUGCGUACAGACCCAGUGGGUCCAUCCAGGUUGGAUGUACUACCAGACCAGAUCCAAGCAACCCAGUAUAAGAGUCCUAUUCAGGGUCAGGGUGGCUCCCAUAGCCUGCACAUAUCCUGGCCUCGAUCUCGUGGGCAGGUCGACUGGUAUGAAGUCACACUACAGGACACCAAAACAGGGACGAGCCGCAGUACCCGCAUCAUGGGAACUGCCGCCACUCAGUCUCGCUUCACCGCCCUUACCCCUGGAACCCUCUAUGCCCUAAGCCUGGUGGCAACGGCUGGGAAUAAAACAGCCCUGCCAGUGCUGGCCACUGCAGCCACAGCUCCCUCAGCUGUCAGCGGCCUCCAGCUCUCACCCUCCUCCAGCAGCCUGAGUGUUUCCUGGCAGCCCGGUCCAGGCAGGAGAGAGAGUUUCAGGGUGCUACUGAGGGAGCAGCAGGGCGCCCUAGUCAGGAACGUCACCCUUAAGAGUAGUGUCACCUCCCACACCCUUGACGACCUGUUGCCUGGGACCCUGUACACUGUCACCGUGGUGACUGAGGCUGAAGGCCUCCAGAACGCCAUCUCCAAACAAGCAGUCACAGUUCCUGUGGCGGUAACAGAGCUCUUCUUGGAGAACCACGGCAGUCUGGACACCCUGAGGGCCUCCUGGGUCAAUGCUAGGGGCGGCGUGGAUGCAUACCUGGUCUCCCUGGCAACCCUAGGCUCAGCCAACCAGGAUAGGAAGCUUUCCCCCAACGCCACUGAAGUGGUCUUCAGCGGCCUGACCCCUGGACGGCCCUAUCAGCCCCUCAGCCUGUCCAGCAGCUGAUGGUCCGUCACGGUGAUGAGACGUCUCUGAGCGUGCUGUGGUCUCGCCCCGCGGGGGUGUGGGACGGGUACACCGUGGUCUUGAGACAGGGGGAUACUGUUGUGUCACAGAGGACACUGUCCCGUGACGCCAGGGAGUGCACAUUCAACGUCCUCAUGCCCGGACGCCAGUACGCCAUUGCCGUCACGACCAACAGUGGGGGCCUAAACAGCUCGGCUUCAGUGAUUGGACGAACCACCCCGGCGCAGGUGACCAGUCUGCGUGUGAUCAACGGUGGCAGCACAGACAGCCUCCAAACCCAGUGGGAGCGGGCGGCCGGAGAGCUGGACUCGUACCGUGUGCUGCUUAUCCACGACAGCAGUGUGAUCAAGAACGA